AUGAGCGAUAGGCAGCAUCAGGUAGCUUCGAAGGUGAGUAGGUGUACGCCAUUGGUGAGAGGAUUGAUGGUGACGUUUGCAGAUGCAUGGGCGGUCAUCGUUCUUAUUGGUCCUUUAACUAUCGCAUUCUGGUGGAGCACCUGGACGAUUAUGGAUGUCAUACUUUCAUCGACUGGGAAACCUGAUACGUUUCUAAUAUCCAUAUGUGUCGGGUUUGUGGUCCCCUCUCUUUUUAUCCCACUGCAGAGUGUUCUCAUCGGCAACAUCCAGCGAAGAAAUUUUGCAUGGUACACUGUGCCUCGGAUGUAUGUAUACAUUCUUUCUCUUGCUGUGGUCAGCCUAUGGAGAGGGGCUUGGGGAAUUUGUGAAUUCUACAUCGGCGAAUCCAAACUGGUUUAUGUCUACGUUGGGAUAAUAUCAUACGUAAUACUGUGGAGUACACGUGUAAGCUACACCGGAGUAUCGUCGCCAGUGACGCUUGAUCUUGACAUCGAGAUUGAUUAUUAUCGUAUCAAAACUCGUUUCUAUGCCCGUGGAGGUAAUUUUGUUUUACGAGUGAUAUCAAUUAUAAUAUCUGUGGCGUUAACGGCGAUUGGUGGAUUAACAUGGCAAAGUGUUUGGACGCUACUUGACCACUUUAUUUACCCCGAAAAUGAAUUAGUAUCUUUCUCAAUAUUCCUUGCAAUCGCGAUAAUUCUAGUCCAACUGACGUUUACGCUCACCCCGUUCGCAAUUCCUACAUUGCAAGAUAUAUAUAGCGUCAAAGCCAGAAUAUUGUAUGAGAAUCUGUGGAAUGUGGUUCGGCUUGUUGAAUCCAUUUUACUCUGGAGAUGUGGAUGGAUAUUGUAUGAUCUGUUUGAUCUUAGCAACACUGGUAUAAUUGUACUACACGUCUUCUCAACAUUAAUAUUAAACGUUAUUAUGUGUGGCUUCACGACUGCUGCUUCAAACCUUAAUUAUGCAUCACUUGACGGUGAAGGAGCCGAUGGAACUAUUUUUCAAAUGCCAUCAUUGGCGCCAUUGGUGAGUAAGGACGCAUUAUUCAAAUCCACCAGAAUUUGCAAAUGUGCAUAA
This is a messenger RNA of Saccoglossus kowalevskii, 1074 nucleotides long. RefSeq lists its product as uncharacterized. NCBI's taxonomy places the organism in Eukaryota, Metazoa, Hemichordata, Enteropneusta, Harrimaniidae. The record is from RefSeq and is a predicted model, not a curated record.